Molecule: messenger RNA, 1339 nt
Organism: Labrus mixtus (cuckoo wrasse)
Lineage: Eukaryota; Metazoa; Chordata; Actinopteri; Labriformes; Labridae
Gene: prpf38a
Product: pre-mRNA processing factor 38A
Exons: 10
Coding region: 76-1005 (309 amino acids)
Cellular component (GO): precatalytic spliceosome
Source: RefSeq, a predicted model, not a curated record
AUCUUCUUACUUCCGCUAGUGGCUCCUGCUGCUGCCAUCGUUUGAUGCUAAUCCAGUGAAUAUUUUCUCUUGUCGAUGGCGAACAGAACCGUUAAAGAUGCGAACAGCAUACACGGGACCAACCCGCAGUAUCUGGUGGAGAAAAUCAUCCGAACUCGGAUCUAUGAAUCUAAAUACUGGAAGGAGGAGUGCUUCGGUUUGACCGCUGAGCUGGUGGUCGACAAAGCCAUGGAGCUGAAGUACGUGGGUGGAGUUUACGGUGGAAACAUCAAGCCCGCUCCUUUCCUCUGUCUCUCCCUGAAGAUGCUGCAGAUUCAACCAGAAAAAGACAUCAUCGUCGAGUUCAUCAAAAAUGAGGAUUUCAAAUAUGUUCGUUUACUUGGAGCGAUGUACAUGAGGUUAACGGGCACUGCAGUGGACUGCUACAAAUACCUGGAGCCGCUGUACAACGACUACAGGAAAAUCAAGACUCAGAACAGAAACGGAGAGUUUGAGUUGAUGCACGUGGAUGAGUUCGUCGACGAGCUGCUUCAUGCAGAGAGGAUGUGUGACAUCAUUCUGCCCAGGCUUCAGAAGAGACACGUCCUGGAGGAGGCCGAGAUGUUAGACACUCGGAUCAGCGCUCUGGAAGAGGAUCUGGAUGAAGUGGAGACCAGUGAGGAAGAAGACGAGGAAGAGGAGAAGCCGGAGAGACUCCAGACCCCCGAACCUCACAGACGCAGUUAUCGAGACAACGACAGACCCCGUCGCUCUCCAUCCCCUCGUUACAGACGCAGCCGCUCACCCAGACGGAGGAGCAGAUCUCCAAAGAGGCGAAGCCCGUCGCCACGGAGAGACCGCCAUCGCAGCAAGAGCCCCCGCCGACAUCGCAGUCGUUCCAGAGAAAGACGCCACCGCUCCAAAUCUCCAGGUCACAACAGAAGCCGCAGACAUCGGAGUCACUCAAAGUCCCCGGAGAGGAGCUCAAAAAAGAGUCACAAGAAGAGUCGAAGAGGAAACGAGUGAUUCCGUUUUUUGUAUCUUUUCACCUCCAGACUGUCAGACAUUUUUUUAUUUUUUAUCUUAUUUUGAAGGUUAAUUUACAUUAUUAGAUAUUGAAGCUUUGAGAACGAGCUAAAGCCUUCAGGUUUCUGUACAGAUUAAAUCCCUCCCUCCAUCUGUAACCUGCCCGCCCUGUGCUGCAGUACGCCUUCUGAGAGAGAAAAAGCUCAGAAAAUCCCCCCGGCUUCACACCCUCCUGCCCCUUAUCGACACCUUUUUGAUAUGUGUGGAUGUAAAAAGUGUUUCUGUACGUUUAAAAAAAAGUGUCACGCCCAGAAAUAAAGACCCUGAUUCUUUA